Messenger RNA from Hermetia illucens (black soldier fly), 2518 nucleotides. Its product is annotated as xenotropic and polytropic retrovirus receptor 1. Gene Ontology annotation, molecular function: inositol hexakisphosphate binding. The record is from RefSeq and is a predicted model, not a curated record. Gene Ontology annotation, biological process: cellular response to phosphate starvation; phosphate ion transport. The transcript is spliced from 12 exons. Gene Ontology annotation, cellular component: Golgi apparatus; plasma membrane; cytoplasm. NCBI's taxonomy places the organism in Eukaryota, Metazoa, Arthropoda, Insecta, Diptera, Stratiomyidae. The coding region runs from base 509 to 2518 and encodes 669 amino acids.
AUUGAUAAAAUCUACUUUAUGCCAAUAUCAAUUCUUGAGCACUAGACCAAGGAAAACCCAACAAGAAUAUAAAUGCGCUACACUCCUUAGUUUUGUUUUCCAUUUAGAACCCGUCGGAGGUGGGUGGAUUUUGUGUUUGAGACUAAGGUACCAGUGCCACUGGAAUGCCAGGAGGUGUCAAUUGCUAAUUUGGUUACGCUAACAUUUGGAAGUGUUUCAGUGAAAAUGUGAGUUCAAGCAGAAAACACUGAGUGCCCGUGGUCUGUUUUCACUUCAAUUUAAUGUGAUUCCCGGAAAAACGAAAGAAACUGUCCAAUCUUAAAGCGCGUGUCAACUGUCCUACAAUUUGGAACGCUGAUCCACUUUCGUUAAUGUCAGGAUGAAAUAUAGACAUAUCAGCAAGCAGAAUCGACCCAUUGUGUUUGUGGCGCAUUGUUAAGUGAACUAGUGACUCUAAGUGAAGUGGCAAAAGGACUUCAUAUCUCUGCCGAAAAGUGGGUAUUAAAAAAUGAAAUUCGCUGAACAUCUCACCGCUCACAUCACGCCAGAAUGGCGGAAGCAAUAUAUCAAUUAUGAGGAAAUGAAAGCAAUGCUCUACCUCGUCGUGGAGGAAGCACCAUCAGCAGACAGUGUUGAAGAGGAAGUGCUCAAACGACAUUUUGCCAAUUUCGAUGAGAAUUUCUUUCAUUAUUGUGAGCAGGAGUUGAAAAAGAUCAACACAUUUUACUCUGAAAAAUUAGCUGAAGCAACCAGGAAAUUCGCUACGCUGAGAACGGAGCUGAAGUCGUCUAUAGAGGACCACGAAAGAUCCAAUAGGAAAAAGUCCAUAAAACAAGCUGGAAUACCUCGUCGAAAAAUACAAGAACUGAAGCUGGCUUUCAGUGAAUUUUACUUAAGCUUGAUUCUACUGCAAAAUUAUCAAAAUCUUAAUUACACAGGUUUCCGGAAAAUAUUGAAAAAGCAUGACAAGCUCCUUCGCGUUGAUUUCGGUGCUAAAUGGCGACAAGAGUAUGUGGAAACUUCUCAUUUCUUUGCGAAUAAAGACAUUGAUAAUUUGAUUAAUGAAACCGAAUCGGUUGUUACUCAGGAGCUGGAACAUGGCGAUAGGCAGCGUGCAAUGAAACGUUUACGUGUUCCACCCUUGGGCGAACAACAGAGUCCGUGGACAACGUUCAAGGUGGGCCUGUUUUCAGGCAGUUUUAUUGUUCUUUUUCUUGUCGUCAUAAUUUCAAUUAUAUACCGUGAUAUAUCUGGUGAAAAUCUUAAAGUUGCAUUCCGUCUCUAUCGAGGACCCCUUUUGAUUGUUGAGUUUAUAUUUUUGAUCGGAAUUAAUAUAUACGGAUGGCGGUCGUCGGGAGUAAACCAUGUACUUAUAUUCGAGCUGGAUCCUCGGAAUCAUCUAUCGGAGCAACAUUUGAUGGAGCUUGCGGCAACGUUCGGUGUUGUCUGGACAUUGAGCCUGUUAAGUUUUGUGUACAGCGUCAGUCUGAGCAUUCCUCCCUAUGCCAAUCCACUGGCGUUGAUGGUGAUAAUGAUAGCGUUUUUGAUAAAUCCCUUGAAAAUGUUCCACCACGAUGCAAGGUUCUGGCUUCUUCGUGUUUGCGGACGAAUUUUCGCUGCUCCGUUCUUCCAUGUCGGGUUCGCUGAUUUCUGGCUGGCUGAUCAGAUGAAUUCUUUAGUGACUGCAUUAUUAGAUUUCCAAUUCCUUACAUGUUUUUAUGUGACGAACGGAAAUUGGUUGGAAGCAAAUGAUUCGUCGCAAUGUAUGGAAAAGGACUUCAUAAUCCGGCCAAUUGUUAACUGUCUUCCUGCAUGGUUCCGCUUUGCACAGUGCCUUAGACGUUAUAGGGAUACAAGAGAAGGAUUCCCGCAUCUUGUUAAUGCUGGGAAAUAUUCUACUACUUUCCUGGUUGUGAUAUUUGCAACGUUGAGAAGCUUUAAUGCAAAAUAUUAUGAUGAUACUUUUGACAACCCCUACACGUGGUUAUGGAUAAUUAGCUCUAUUGUUUCCUCGUCUUAUUCAUACACUUGGGACAUAAAAAUGGAUUGGGGCUUGUUCGAUAAAAAUGCUGGAGAAAACAGAUUCUUGCGAGAAGAAAUUGUGUAUACGUCACCGUUUUAUUACUUCGCAAUCAUUGAGGAUCUGGUUUUGCGAUUCAUUUGGAUGCUGUCAUUCUGCCUAACUGAGAUGAAGUUCAUUAGCGGUGAUAUCAUGACCUCGUUGACGGCACCUUUGGAAGUCUUUAGACGUUUCGUUUGGAACUUCUUCCGACUUGAAAACGAACACUUGAACAAUUGCGGUAAGUUCAGAGCAGUCCGUGAUAUUUUCAUUGCUCCGAUGGACUCUUCGGACCAAACCCUAAUACUACGUAUGAUGGAUGAGGAAGAUGGAGUUACCAAUCGCCAUACUAAAGGAAAUCGCAACCGGCCGAAGAAAGUAAAAGAUUCGGAGAAGAAAAAUCAACAUAAGACCCUUCAGGAGCUGUCAAUCGAUAUGAAUGACACAAAGAAACUGUAA